This is a messenger RNA of Colossoma macropomum (tambaqui), 1039 nucleotides long. RefSeq names its product mitochondrial ribosomal protein S23 (gene mrps23). The record is from RefSeq and is a predicted model, not a curated record. The transcript has 5 exons. Gene Ontology annotation, cellular component: mitochondrion; ribosome. Gene Ontology annotation, biological process: translation. Gene Ontology annotation, molecular function: structural constituent of ribosome. Lineage: Eukaryota; Metazoa; Chordata; Actinopteri; Characiformes; Serrasalmidae. The coding region runs from base 151 to 726 and encodes 191 amino acids.
AGCGGACUGUGGUUCCACGGGGCGGAGAGGGCCACGCUGGUGGAGGGCUGAUGACCUCUCUGUGUCACUGUCUGACUGUUUUCAUUCCAUGUGCGCGUUUAAAGAAUAAACCGAGACGCUGCAGAUCCUGUCAGCGUUCAUAACCACGCGAUGGCCGGCAGCAGACUGGAGAAGUUCGGCACUGUCUUCACUCGAGUUCGUGAUUUGAUGCGCUCUGGAGUCAUCAAAGAGUCCGAUAAGCCUCUUUGGUUUGACGUGUACGCUGCUUUCCCUCCUAAGAGAGACCCUCUGUAUGUGAGACCAUCUAAAAGUCUACGGCCACAAAAGAAAGAAGACCCAGUGCCUGAAAUAUUUUACAAGGAAGAUGAAAUACGAGCGAAGUUCUUUGAGAUGUACGGAAGUGGACCUAAAGCGUUUGAUCUCACUAAAACCAACUUUGUGUCAACAUGCCAGAGGUUUGUGGAGAAGUACAGUGAAUUAGAAAGCAGAGGAGACGUGAAGCCGGAGAUGUUGUUUGAAGAAACGGGGAAAGCUCUUCUUGCCGAGGGUAUUGUGCUCAGAAGGAGAGGCGGUCCUGCUGUGGCAGCAGAACAAACGAAUCCUCUGCUGGGCAUGGAGCUGGCUGAGAUGUUGGCUGAGCAACAGAAACACACAGCUAUUAAGACACAAGCUCCAGAAGAACAGGCACAGACAGUUACCACUGACAGCUCCACUGCAUCACAGUGACAAAGACUCUGUUCAUCCAUUCCUCAGAAGUAUGACAGCCCGAGAUAAAAGAAUGGCUUAAGAGCUGCUGGGACAGCGUCUGGAAUUUGGGGCUCACUGAUGAACUUAUUAAUCCUGUCUUGAAAGUGUGGAAAAUAAAACGGAAGUUGACAUCAGUCGUUUCAGCAUGUUCUGUGUUCCAUCGUAAACAUGUUGUGUAGUUAAUGAGUGUCCUAAUAAUAUUGUUUUGAAUACUGAUAUUUGAAUGAAAAAUCCUUGACUUUAUGUUCAGUCUCUUUGCUGUAUAUACACAAAAUAAAGAAUUUGGAGAUUA